AUGAGGAAGAUGCUGGCUGCUGCUGUCUCUAGCGUGCUGUCUGUUGUCACCCAGAAGCCCGCUAACAGGGUGCUUGUGGCAUCCUGUAACUAUUCAAAUGAUGCUACAUUUGAGAUUAAGAAAUGUGAUCUUUAUCGGCUGGAAGAGGGUGCCCCUGUCACCGCAGUGCUCACCCGGGAGGAUGGACUCAAAUACUACAGGAUGAUGCAGAACAUUUGUCGAAUGGAAUUGAAGGCGGAUCAGUUGUAAAAACAGAAAUUUAUUCGUGGUUUCUGUCACUUGUGUGAUGGUCAGGAAGCUUGUUGUGUGGGUCUUGAGGCUGGGCUAAAUCCCACGGAUCAUGUUAUUGCAUCCUGUCAGGCUCGGUUCAUGUGUACUCAUGGACUUUCUGUCCCAUCAAUUCUAGCAGAGCUGACAGGUCGAAGAGGUGGCUGUGUUGAAGGAGAAGGAGGGUCAAUGCAUAUGUAUGCCAAUAACUUCUAUGGAGGCAAUGGCACUGUUGGCGCUCAGGGACUGCUGGGAGCUGCUUAUAAUAUGACAGCUGUGUGGAAUUUACCUUGUAUUUUCAUCUGUGAGAAUAACCGCUAUGGAAUGGGAAUAUCUGUUGAGAGAGCUGCAGCCAACACUGAUUACUAAAAGAGAGGCAGUUUCAUCCCUGGCCUAAAGGUAGAUGGAAUGGAGGUUCUGUGUGUUCGGGAGGCAACUGAGGUUGCAGCUGACUAUUGUAGAUCUGGAAAGGGGCCCAUACUGAUGGAGCUGCUGACAUACCAUUAUCAUGGACACAGUAUGAGUCACCCUGGAAUCAGUUAUCGUACACGAGAAGAAGUUCAGAAUUUAAGAAGUAAGAGCCAUCCUAUCAUGCUUCUCAAAGAUAAAAUGGUAAACAACAAACUUGCCAGUAUUGAAGAAUUGAAGGAAAUUGAUGUUGAAGUGAGGAAAGAAAUUGAUGCUGCUGCUCAGUUUGCUAUAACCGAUCCUGAACCACCUUUGGAAAAAUUAAGCCAUCACAUCUACAGCACUAAUCCACCUUUUGAAAUUCGUGAUGCAAAUCAGUGGAUCAGGUUUAAGUCAGUCAGUUAA
Molecule: messenger RNA, 1080 nt
Organism: Globicephala melas (long-finned pilot whale)
Lineage: Eukaryota; Metazoa; Chordata; Mammalia; Artiodactyla; Delphinidae
Gene: PDHA2
Product: pyruvate dehydrogenase E1 subunit alpha 2
Biological process (GO): pyruvate decarboxylation to acetyl-CoA
Molecular function (GO): pyruvate dehydrogenase (acetyl-transferring) activity
Source: RefSeq, a predicted model, not a curated record